Messenger RNA from Aspergillus saccharolyticus JOP 1030-1, 711 nucleotides. RefSeq lists its product as uncharacterized. NCBI's taxonomy places the organism in Eukaryota, Fungi, Ascomycota, Eurotiomycetes, Eurotiales, Aspergillaceae. The record is from RefSeq and is a predicted model, not a curated record. The transcript has a single exon. The coding region runs from base 138 to 527 and encodes 129 amino acids.
GAGCCUGUGCUUGGCGUCUCGUUGCCAACUUGAAAGAGGUCUUAUAUGGAGCUGCAGGUCUGUAGGAACAGUCGAGUGAAUGAUCUGGAGGUAGAUAAAUGAAUUAUGAUGCUCACAGAUAGAGGGUCUUGGUUUGAAUGGAGUUUUCGUACAAGCACAAUAAGAGCAAGGCUGGGCCUGAUCACACUACAUGGAGAGAGAUAGUGGUAAGUGACAGAGUGAGGAGGCCGAUAUACAGAACAGACAGCGACAUACUUUGGUCUUGCGGACGCGGCAAGUUUCACACGCCCGGGAGGCGCGCGGCGGGCGUCGGCGAGAAGCGCGCAGUUUGGCCGUCAUCCGCCCCGUUCUUUCACUUUCCCUUCCACCUUCCAUUGCUGAACCACUUUCCAUUUGCUGGGCUACUAGUAGGCCCCAAUGCCUUUUGUAUGUUUUGGAGUGUUGUUGUGGGUGAUGAUGAUGAUGAUGAUGAUGAUGAUGAUGGAGAUGAUAAUGAUGAUGAUGAUACCAUUGGGUUCUUCAACUAAUCAGACUGGUGCUCCACACUCCAGAUGCGCUAGAUAGGAUUGGCUCUUGACGCUUAAAUUCACCACCGGCCGCGGACCGCAGUCAACUACCCGAGAUUUCCGAGCAAUGAACGGAGAAGAUCCACAAGUGUCCUAACGAGCUCGAUUUCGUGGGGUUUGUCUGGGGCUUGCGGUCAGCUCAAUG